AUGUCUUCCGCAGUAGCAGAAUUAGAAGCCGGCCUUCAAGCCAUGGUUCAAUUAAGACCUCCUGGUGUAUCAGGAUCUCGAAUUCAAGGCCUUACAAACCUCUGCACCCAAAAUAUCCAGCAAGAAUCCGCUUUGGUUCAGAAAUUAUAUGUUCACUUUAAAAAGACACCUGGCACACACAAGCUUGGCACCCUCUACGUCGUAGACUCUGUAAACUCGAAAAUGGGACCGAACAAGCCAAACUUGCUCAACAAACCAUAA
This is a messenger RNA of Botrytis sinoallii, 261 nucleotides long. RefSeq lists its product as uncharacterized. The transcript is spliced from 2 exons. NCBI's taxonomy places the organism in Eukaryota, Fungi, Ascomycota, Leotiomycetes, Helotiales, Sclerotiniaceae. The record is from RefSeq and is a predicted model, not a curated record. The coding region runs from base 1 to 261 and encodes 86 amino acids.